Messenger RNA from Eupeodes corollae, 1146 nucleotides. RefSeq lists its product as uncharacterized. Bases 67 to 1077 code for a protein of 336 amino acids. Lineage: Eukaryota; Metazoa; Arthropoda; Insecta; Diptera; Syrphidae. The transcript has 4 exons. The record is from RefSeq and is a predicted model, not a curated record.
AUAGUUUGAAUAUAAACUUUAAUUAUAAACAUAUUUAAGCUCGACCAUUUGAAUAUUCACCUUUUUAUGCUCCAUUUAUAUAGCUGUAAUAAACAAUUUUUUCAGGAAUACUAUAUGCACAAAAGAGGUCACGGCCUUAAUCCCACCGGUAAACUUCAUGAUAAGGCAGUUAACGCUAGAAUCAAACUGAAAAGUUUCAAAAGGAAACUCGUGAGUGAGAACAAGGAUCAUGACACAACAGAAAUUGAUCCCGAGUUAAAUGAAGCGGAUAUUCCCUAUAACUCUGAAAUUGAAGAAACUAUUGCUUGGCUCAAACACAACAAUGAACCAUGGUCGGAAGUUCAAAAAAGAUGGAAGAAAGUAGCGAGGCAAAGACAUCGAGAUAUUCAAAAUAAUUCCUUAAAUAUCUUCUCAGAGUGGCCACUCUUCAAACAUUCUCUUGGACAUACACUUGUUGAAAUUGACUAUGAAAUUUUGAAACCCAACAAUCGAUCGCAACUAUUUCAGCUCUGGCCUUCAUUUACUGCAAGGAUUGUUCCACUUUUACAACAAAAACUAAAGGAUAAAGCAUCGUUGGCAUUUUUAAAGAAUUUUGAAAAUAUUGAUGCAAAUUCUCGUGAUUUUUUUAUUCUCUCUUCAAUCCAUGUCCUUUUAAAACCACCAAUAAUAUCUGUUGGAAAAAAUGAAUCAAAGAAAUCAAAAUGGAAACCAUCAAUUAAGGAUGCCCAGGACUCCUGUUUUUUAUAUUGCUCUUCGAUUCUUGAUUAUACGGUCAAAGUAGAAAAUUUACGCCAAAAAUACCACACGAAGGGACUAACAUUGCAACCGAUCAUUAUAGUAAUAGGUAAAGAAAAAAAAGAACUUGAAUAUUUUUACAGUUACUAUGAUGACGUUUUGUACAAAUUUUCUACAUUGCUUAAAUGCUUAGAUUCAACAUUUAAACUUUUUCAUGUAUUAAAUUUUAAUUAUCCGAAAGAGGGUAAGCAAUUGUAUUUAUUUCUUGAAAGCUUUUUUUACAAUUUUGCUUGCCAACCAAAUGCUAAUAUAAAUAGCCUUACAUGUAGUUUGCGUCAGUAAAAAAAACUUGUUUGUAACAGAAUGCAAAGUUAUUUAAUUCUUUAUUAGUUUUAUUAUUAAAAGACAGUA